AUGGAUUUCACUACAGACUCGCCGGACUUCAUCGACAAUUUUGUCAACGAACUUAUGAGCUACGCACCCGUCGUGCUGCCCACACUCAUUAUUUAUGCCAUCGAAAGUUGCGCGUCCUUGAAGCUUUGGCAUGCUGUGAAGCAGCUCCCACACCAUGAGAAAGAGGUUGCGUCUGAUGAUUGCGAGCUGGGCGUCAGUACUGCGCGCCAGGCUGAAAUUGCUGCCACACGCGCUGCAGUCAAGAAAGAGGCACUACGCAUGCGGAUCGGUUAUGUCUGCAUCGCUCUGAUUCUGCUUGCAAUUUCAGGAUUUUUUGAGAAGUUUCUUGCUGACAAGGGUAUGCUGAACCGCUCUCGGGAUGGAGAUGACAAUGAUACCUAUGUUCCAGAAGACGUUGAUGAUUCUGGGCCUGAAUCGGAGUCUGGAUAUAUCAGGUAUUACAACUCAACUUUUGGCCAGAUUGAUUGGACGAUGUCCUAUUAUGCAGUAACACUGUUCCUGCCCGGGAUCUUUCUGCUUGCUAAGAUGCUGUAUCUGCUACUAGGGCUGAAAGACAGGGCUGUCCUACGGGACGCCGAAGGCUUUCUUUUCUGGAUUCCUGUCAGUUGUGAUACGCAGCGGAUUCGUCGUCCACGCUGGGUAACGGCCAAAGUCGUCCUGUCGUCAAUACUGCUAUCUAUUGGCGCUCUCUGGGUUCAUAACUCCAUUUGUUCCGCGGUUCUCUUUGCGUCGUUCAUUCAUUUCAUGACUUCCAAUUGUGUCCCUACCAAGAAGGCAGCUUACAGGGACACUUUAAUUAGUGGCUUCAUUAUGACCCUUCUGGCUUGUUACAUUGUUAUCUUUCACCAUCCGGAAGACUCAUGGCCCAUCCGCGUGUCACGCUUCACACCGCAUGUUGGCGGCACGAAUUGGUCUGGGCUGAUUCUUACGAUGUUUGUGACUACUGGACACUUCCAUCUCAUUGCGCUCUGUUAUCGCAUGGAUCAUGCAUUUGCGCGCCCGGAUGAAGUACUUGUAGGGCAACCAGAUAUCCAAAUCGCACUCCAUAACGCGGCAACGGUGCCGGGUACACGUCUUUCCUAUCCCUACUCACGCUUCGCAACGUCCUUGCAGCCAUACCCACGCUUUAAGAAGCCUUAUUUCCACACUGUGAUGUGGGGCUGGCUCACCUCGUAUGUCAUCGUGGCUGCACUCAAGGUUACGGGCUACAUUUACUGCCAGGCAGAGUCUGCAAGUUUUCUUGUUCUGAUCAUUGGACCACCAGUCAUGAAUGCCGUAGUUCUCCUGCGUGCUCUAGCACGUGGUGAGGUGAAGAAGCUGUGGCAGUACAGAGAAGACUGGGCGCGUAAUCCUGCCGAUGUGCAAGACGCGGUGCUAGAGGAGAGCAAGUAG
Molecule: messenger RNA, 1392 nt
Organism: Fomitiporia mediterranea MF3/22
Lineage: Eukaryota; Fungi; Basidiomycota; Agaricomycetes; Hymenochaetales; Hymenochaetaceae
Exons: 5
Coding region: 1-1392 (463 amino acids)
Source: RefSeq, a predicted model, not a curated record